Clonostachys byssicola is the source of this 1461-nucleotide messenger RNA. NCBI's taxonomy places the organism in Eukaryota, Fungi, Ascomycota, Sordariomycetes, Hypocreales, Bionectriaceae. The record is from the annotation of a GenBank genome assembly.
AUGGCCCGGGACAGACCUCAUCCUCAUGCUCGCUUUUCUCUCGUCCCGCACAGCGAACGAGCCAAGGCGACACUGAGGCACCCAGCCAAUGCUCACCGUUUAUCAAACAUCUCCGAUGACCCACACUCUAUACCGACCUACGCCCUUGAUGUCGGCUUUCAUAUUGGAUCCGAAUCGCGGUACACGCUGGCCACCAUUGGACGCUCCGGCGAUAUAGUUGUCGAAGGAGCGGAUAUCUCGCGGAUUCAGUGCUCCUUUGAGGUUCCCGAGCUCAAUCAGGACGAGGUUAUGCUCCAAGACCGCUCAAGCCUGCACAACACGCAGUUCCACGGUGAGACUGCCGUGUCCUUCGAGCCGGGACGGAUCCCACGCCGUGUGGUCAUAGACCCCAGCAUCAAUUUGCUGUUGGGAUUUGGAGGUGCCGGCUGUGACUCAUAUCUGUUCAGAAUCGUCUGGCACGACAGGCUAGAGGUCAACGUGCCAAAACUCAUCAGCUUCCGCGAGGACAAUCCACGCCUAGCACGCACAGUCGUAGACGAAGAUCCCACUACAAUGACACCAUCGGACCGCGCAACCCGUCUUCACAUCCCGGCUUCCGAAAACUUGCAACCUAUCAGGUACUCGACCCGGCGCAAAUUGGGCAGGGGAGCCUUCGGUGAGGUGUAUAGCGUCAUCAACAUCGACACCGGUAAGCUUUUAGCCGUGAAGAAAGUGAAGCGUCCUGAUGCCCGAGACCAUCACGGGUGUAUGAUGCUGCAGCGAGAGAUUGAUGCCUUGACUGCGAUCUCCCACAAACACAUUAUCGAAUACCUACAGGCUGAAUUGGAAGAGGAGCAUGUCCUCAUUUUCAUGGAACACAAGACAGGUAACGUUGAGCAGCUGAUUCGACAGAACAUGUUCGUCAAGAAGCCGGCCUUGGUAGAGACUCUCCUUCACGAAAUGCUUCAGGCGCUUGACUAUUUAUCGUACAACGGCAUCAUCCACCGCGAUGUGAAGCCGGCAAACAUCCUGUUUGAUCCAGUCUCGCACCCCGGCGAGGAAGAACGGUUCACAUAUAAGCUUGCGGACUUUGGCAUCGUCAAUAUUGCCUCCCAAGCCCGUACGUGCGUCGGAACGGACAUCUACAGGGCGCCCGAAGUGAAGCCCGAUGCCCCACAAACCACCAAAGUUGACAUCUGGUCGCUCUUUGUCACGGUAGCGUGCGCAUUAGAUGCGGGCGGCUUUCAGGGGAAGCGGAAGCUCACACAAAAAUCCACAAUCGAGGCGAUCCAAGCGGCCGCGAACACAACUAUGCUUCAGCAUCUGCGACCGAUGGCAGAAAUAGAUCCGAACCAAAGAGCGUCAGCGGCGGACAUCCUGACCUGGUUUUUCCGUGGAGUGGGUCGGACUACACCUUCUGGUGCGAAUGGAACACCGGGACCGGGCCCUGGAGGAAUGUUUCAAGGGCCAGCCAAAGGCUAG